GCAACUACAAUAAUAUAAAUGGCUGGUGAAGGAGGAAGGGACUGUACAGGCGAAAUCAAAAUGAACGUGUUGUUGUGUGAAUGUUAAAGAUGUUGAAUCGUUGUGUGUCUCUAGUCGGCUUUUGCGGUUUAAACAGGAUUGUGAGCGGACGCUGCGCUCGAGCAGUUACAGAAGGGGUUUCUCCGCAGAAGAGAAGCAAGAGUGAUGCAGUGAACGGACGUGAAGCGCAUAUGGUGUUAAAAUUCGCCAAACUCAGCGAGCACGCCACGACACCGAGCCGAGGAUCGAACCGAGCCGCGGGCUUCGACCUGUACAGUGCGUAUGAUUACAGCAUCAGGCCGAUGGACAAAGCUCUGGUGAAGACUGACAUCCAGAUUGCGAUUCCUCAGGGAUACUACGGCAGAGUAGCUCCUCGCUCUGGUCUUGCUGUGAAGAACUUCAUCGAUGUGGGUGCUGGUGUGGUUGAUGAAGACUACAGGGGGAAUCUGGGAGUUGUCCUGUUUAACUUUGGCAAAGAAACAUUUGAAGUGAAGAAAGGCGACCGCAUCGCUCAACUCAUCUGUGAGAGAAUCUGUUACCCUGAUCUGCUGGAGUUGCAGACACUGGAUGAGACUGAGCGAGGUGCAGGUGGAUUUGGCUCUACUGGGACUAAUUGACACUGCUGUUACAAUUUAUAACUGUUGCUUGUGUAUUAAAAGUAUAUAAUAAAGGUUUUUCUUUAAAUAGU
This is a messenger RNA of Myxocyprinus asiaticus (Chinese sucker), 727 nucleotides long. RefSeq names its product deoxyuridine 5'-triphosphate nucleotidohydrolase-like. The transcript is spliced from 7 exons. Gene Ontology annotation, molecular function: magnesium ion binding; dUTP diphosphatase activity. Bases 81 to 656 code for a protein of 191 amino acids. Gene Ontology annotation, biological process: dUMP biosynthetic process; dUTP catabolic process. The record is from RefSeq and is a predicted model, not a curated record. Lineage: Eukaryota; Metazoa; Chordata; Actinopteri; Cypriniformes; Catostomidae.